Molecule: messenger RNA, 2085 nt
Organism: Oxyura jamaicensis (ruddy duck)
Lineage: Eukaryota; Metazoa; Chordata; Aves; Anseriformes; Anatidae
Exons: 2
Coding region: 87-1649 (520 amino acids)
Biological process (GO): inflammatory response; immune response; toll-like receptor signaling pathway
Cellular component (GO): membrane
Molecular function (GO): transmembrane signaling receptor activity
Source: RefSeq, a predicted model, not a curated record
AAGCCUUUGCAACCACAAACUGAAAAGUUCCAGUGUCGUGAAUCAUAGAUUUUGCCAGUUGAGGUUGGUGUCAUCAUGUCCCCUGUAUGGAUAACUGUGUUAGAAGUUUCUCUCCAAGAUGUCUGCAGGCUAUGCAUCUGCACCAGGAAGUUCUUAGGGGCCAGCAUGUGAGACCAUGCAGCUGCACCAUCAGCCAGAGUCCUCCAUUGCUUCUACUGAGGUCCACUCACGACCAAAGACGAGAGAAAAGAAGCGUGUGCAGUGCUCACCUGUGGCUUUUUAAAGUGAAAAGAAUGAUGGAUUUCAAAGAGGAAAUUAAACCCAUUUCUGAUGUAUGUAUUAAAGAGACCAGUUCUGCAUUAUCUACAAGAGCAGGAAUGUCGGCUCUUCAAGGACCACUGGUGCUUCCUGAGAUACCUGCACUGGCAGCCCAUGAGACUCACCACAUCUUUGUCAGUUAUAGCAACACUGAUUCAGCCUGGUCAAGGAACUUUAUCCAGAGUUUAGAGACUAUGAUUCCUAAUCUGAAGGCAUGUUAUCAUGAGAGAGACUUUAUACCAGGUAAAACCAUAAUUGAAAACAUGGUUGAAUCCAUUCAAGGAAGCCAGAAAAUAGUCUUAGUUCUCAGCCCUGACUUUGUCCAGAGCAGGUGGUGUCUUCUGGAAGCCAAUAUGUCUGUCUUCCAAGACUGUUUGGGAAGGAAGCCAGUGAUCCCCAUCAUGUUAAUGCCCUGUUUUGUGCCACUGCACCUCACCCAUUUGACUUAUCUUGACACCAAUGAUGUCCAUUUUUUAGAUAAAGUUAUCAAGGUCAUCUGCACUCCCAAUUACAAGAUGAGGAAUGCCACCAUGGUUCCUUAUACCCCUCCAUCCCUCUACAAUGGGAAGUCCCUCGUGGCUUUACCUGCAGUGGAUGACCAGGUCAUUCCAAAAUGGAGAGGAGGCACAUUCAGUGAGGCACUGCCUGACCAGCUGAGUAUAGUCUGUGAAGAUACUGAGGUCUACAGAAAGGCCAUCCGGAUGAUUAAUGAGGUAUCUUCUAGGGUAUCACCUUGUACCUCAAUCAGUGUUGUCUCCGGGAUACUGGUUUGCCUAUUAGGAAUCUUAUUUUUGAUUGUUGGUGUCUCCUUAUUUGUUGGGCUUGACCCGUACUCUGGUGAUCCUUAUGCAAUUUUCCUGGGCUGUAUUAUGAUCUUUGCAACUCUGUGUAGCUUUUCUGUUUUUAUUAAUUGUGUCUACAACUACAAAGUCAAAUCAGCCGAUGAGAAACUUCUGGAGAUGUCCCAAGCUGCUGGUGAGGCCAACUCACUGCUGAUAAAGAAUUCCCUUCUGGUUGGCUGUGAUUCCCAACUGAAGCUCCAGUUAGUCUACAUCUCCCUCAAGGGGUGCAGGAGUCACUUCACAGAGAUUUUUGGAGAGGGAGAACCCUCUGCUGAAGAAAUGUUCCAGAGAGCCUUGCACUAUUUCUCCUCUGAUUAUGCCUGUUGUGUAGCCAAGAAGCAUUUCCAGUUCUCUUGCUUGGGGACAACACCAGGACACUGGGAUAAAGGGCCUUGUUUUUGCCAGUUUGUUUUCCACUGUAUGGAGAAAGGGUCCUGGUACUGGAAUAGUGAUUAUCAUCCAGAUAAAAGAGAACUGGAUUUAGGUUAGAUGCUGGUGAGGUUAUACUUUGAGCAGCAGGCAAGAUAAAUAUGUAGCAGACUGCUCAGUAUCACUGGUCCUUUUUGUUUUUGUAGAAGAAAGAGAAAGGGAUUAUAUUCUAUUUACAUUUGACCCUCGAAGAAAUUCAACACUAAGGUAUCUGCAGCCAAAAUAUCUGUGGUGUCAAUGUCACAGGAAAAAAAAAAGUAAUUUCUUCAUCUACUGAGGUAGCUUCACUCAAGUACAGCCCACUUAUAUACUGCCCACGAGACAAAGGUUAGGGGAAAAAGAAGCAUAAACCACAAGGUGGUUGGCAGUGCAGACAUCUAGAUGUACAGAAUGUGUCUUGCUGAAGGCUAAUAAGGGGAAAAAUGUUCUCCAAAGAACAUAAUUUCCCCUCCAUUUCAGGCUUAUUUGCAGGGGAGGUAAAGUAAAAGAGAAGGCU